UUUAUACCACUAUAAUAAUGCUCUAUUAUACAAACUAACCCUUAUAACUCAAUAAUCCUAAUUUUCCCUUUUUUUUGCUAGUCAUGUUAUCUUAUCAUUGAUCUCCAACCUAAAUCACCCAAUAAUCCACAAUUAUUCGGACGAUAUCCUAAUAUAACGUGGUGUAUCAGAUACACAAGAAUUUAUUAAUAUGGUGGGGCCUACUUAUUAGAGAUGAUUUUGUAUUUAUAAAGAAAUAACUAGUAAACAAAUCAAUGGAACCAAGGGUAGGCAAGAAGGCUCCAUGUCGUCUAUAUAAUCUUUUAUAUCAUAACCUUUGCCUUUUACUUUAUCAAUCAGUAUUACUUGACUACUUAUUUCUAUGGUUUGCCCCCAUCUUUGACCACAUAUUAAACAAGAGUACUAAGAUUUCUUUUCCAAACCCUCACAAAGAUCACUCAGCAAAUAUAGCAACCCAGAAUAUCUUGCAUGGACCUUUAAACUAUCCAAUAUUCUUAACUCCAUUCUCUUCACAUUCUCCAUUCUCCAAGAUAUAUAUAAGAGAGAUCAUGCUGCAAAACAGCAUAUAUCCCUGCAAUUGCAUUGAUCGUAACAUCAACAACUGAAAUGGCACCUUUCCUUUUCUUUCUCUUCCCUCUCCUUGGUCUUUCAUUUGCAGAGAUCUCAAGCAAAAUUGGCAUAAACUAUGGGCGGCUAGGCAACAAUUUGCCGUCUGCAAACCGGUCUAUCGAGCUCCUCAAGGCCAUGAACGCAGGGCGUGUGAAACUCUAUGACGCAGACCUGGAAAUCCUAAAACUCUUAUCUGGAACGAAUCUCCAAGUCUCAAUUAUGGUCCCAAACAAUGAAAUCUCAACCAUUGCAUCAGAUCAAACCAAAGCCGAUGAAUGGGUCCGAAACAAUGUCCUCCCCUAUUACCCCGAAACCAUGAUCCGGUACCUCCUCAUAGGCAAUGAAGUCCUUAGUUACAACUCCUCGGACCAAGAUCGCCAAAUGUGGUACGAUCUAGUCCCUGCCAUGAGUAAAAUUAAGUCCUCCCUCAAAUCACAAAACAUCACAAACAUCAAAGUAGGUACCCCAUUGGCCAUGGAUGCGUUGCAAUCAACAUUUCCACCAUCAAAAGCCACGUUUCGGGCUGAUAUAUCCGAUACGGUCAUGGCCCCGAUGCUGAGAUUCUUGAACCGGACCAGGUCCUUUUUUUUCAUUGAUGUGUACCCUUUUUUCCCAUGGUCUUCAAACCCUGGCAACAUUAGCCUAGACUUCGCAUUAUUUAAAGGAAACAGUACCAUGGAGUACACUGACCCGGGAACUGGGUUGGUCUACACUAACCUCCUAGACCAAAUGCUUGAUUCAUUGAUCUUUGCCAUGACCAAGCUUGGGUACCCCAACAUCCGGCUCCUGAUCACGGAAACCGGCUGGCCUAGUUCUGGGGACAUUGAACAACCCGGUGCUAAUAUACACAAUGCCGCCACAUAUAACCGCAAUUUGAUACACAGAAUGGUUGCAAAACCACCUCUUGGAACACCAGCUAGGCCUGGUGUUGUCAUACCUACAUUCAUAUUUUCAUUGUUUGAUGAAAAUCAAAAGACAGGACCAGGGACGGAGAGGCACUGGGGCUUGUUGCAUGCUGAUGGAACUCCCAUUUAUGACGUUGACUUGACAGGGAAGCGGGUGUUGGAGGACUACGAGCCCUUGCCGGAGGAGCAAAACAACAGGCCAUACAAGGGCGCGGUGUGGUGCGUGGUGGCGAAGGGUGUGAGUGUGAAUGACGAAGAACUGGGGUCGGCUGUAAACAAUGCGUGCAUUGCAGGGAAUGCCAGUGGGACGUGUGACGCUCUUUCACCAGGAAAGGAGUGUUAUGAACCGGUUUCGUUGACUUGGCAUGCGAGCUUUGCUUUCAGCUCGUACUGGGCCAAGUUUAGGAGUCAGGGAGCUACUUGCCAUUUCAAUGGGCUGGCUGAGCAAACAUCUCUGGACCCAAGUCAUGGAUCUUGCAAGUUCCCAAGUGUGAUUUUUUGAAGAUUAUCAGAAAAUGCUUCUCUUAAAAAUAAAAGCAGCUGAUCAGGCUAAAACAAUAUUGCAAGAGAUGGUGUCUCAAUUGUUAGACUUGAAAGUAUAACUGUAACAGAUGAACGUUAAUUUGCUUGUUAUUUAUAUAUAACUGAGAAAAUGUUGCUUUUGUUCAAUGCAACUCUUCAAUUAUCCGUUUUUGUUCAA
Molecule: messenger RNA, 2214 nt
Organism: Malus domestica (apple)
Lineage: Eukaryota; Viridiplantae; Streptophyta; Magnoliopsida; Rosales; Rosaceae
Source: RefSeq, a predicted model, not a curated record